AAACACUAAUAUUUGAGACGUUAUUAGCGAAAAAAAAAAAAAUUGACACACCAGACUAGUGGAUCGUGAAGCUGAACGUUUUUAUUACCCUACUAACUGUCUGUUUACAACUUCAUAAAACGAUUAAACUACUUUUAAACUGCCGUAAAUGUGAAAACCGAUAAAUUAUAUCAUUACCUGCGUUUGACUACAAAAUUCUUUAUUUAUACGUCGAUUUGUAAACAAUGACAGGUGCAAGUUUUUAGUUACUGUUCGAAAAAAUUGAUUACUCUAUUAGAAAAUUAAAUAUUUGGUAAGGAAGGAGGAGAAAGUUGUUUGGUUGGUUGAAACAUCGUUAUUUAAAGUGCCAAAUAUUUAAUUUUAGCCUGUCAGACAAUGAUUGAUGAGUUCGAAUCUAAUUCCCUAAUAAUUAAAAUUAUUCCACCUGCGUAAAACAAUUCAAUUUGUAAAUAAAAUCACUAAUAAAAAUAUUUUCUUUCUGUAGUUAUAAAACAACAAACGGUGAUUUAACAACCUUCCAUUACAAUCACGAUUAUGUACUCGCGAAUUAUGUAAAUUCGAAUUACGCCAAAGACAACAUAAUUCCAAUAUUUACGAGAAUUACUAAACUCUUGAAAUAGAAAAUCAUAAAACUAUAGAAAAACACUUCCGAUAAACUGGGAAAAGUCGACAUUGUUUCUAAUUUUAAUACCGGUGAAACUAGCUUGAUAAUAUUCUUGCGUCGUAAUAAGCGACAUUAUAAUACGUAUACGUUGUAACUGACCUCAUUAUCUACUUCUUUGUUAAUAAAAACAAUUUACAAGUAGAACUGAAAAACUAAAUCGCCACGACCACAAACAAACACGAGUAGUAUAAGCGAACAAUUAGUGCUAAUGAGGUCAUUAUCUAAUGACCGCUGCAACUUUCUCUUAAUGACCGCUACACUUUGGCCGCUACAAUUUUGCUAUAUGUCAUACAAUAUAUAAGACCAAAGAAAAUUUAGGAAAAUAUUCAGUGUUGUUCUCGUGUUUGUUCUUGAAGAAGACGUCUUGGUGUAUUGUGAAAUUAAGAUGCCUGGAAAACGUGUAUCUUCUAUGCCAUUGAAAAAAUCAUCUCCGAAGCGUUUUAAAGCCCCAGGUGAUGGUGGAUGUGUAGAAGAAGAGGAAAUUAGUGCUUCGCAAGUUCCAUCGGUUCCGAAGUCGUCUUUGUCAGCAUUUCCAGCUGCUUCACCACCACCACCACCACCAUCGCAAUCCAUAGAAUUAGCGAGAGUAUCUGAAAUAGGUCUUAGCCAAGCUGCAUCCCCCAAGUCGCCUCAGCCUAUCCACGCUGAAGAAGACAUCAUAACACCAGCUGAAUGGUCGGAUCCUGUGUUGGAGCGAUCGUUGAUGGAAAUGGCCGACAACAUCGAGAAAAAUGAAGCUGAGAGAAGUGAGAAAGAUGAAGCUGAGAGAACGGCUCGGAUGGUGAUCAAUGAGAAGUUUCGUUUAAUUCAUGAAGUGGUGUAUCCUAUAACUAAGUCUGGUAGCAAACUUUUAUCGAUUGGAGUAAAACCACUCCAUGAUUUUGUGCCGUUGUUGAAGAUACAUAAUCCAGAAUUAACAUCGGCGAUAAGUUUUUCUAUUGAAACCUUUGAAGAGUUUUUAAAAGAAAUGAGCAAGAUCUUUGAAUCAAGAGAGGAGGACGAAGAAGUAGAAGAAAUUAGUGUUCCAGAAGGUCAGAUGUUGUGUAUGCUAAGUGGCUACGUCGUGGUGGUUUGUAGAUAUAAUACUCUUCAAUUUAUACCUAGUCAACCCAGCGUGUACAAGGGCAUUUAUUUAUCAUUGAACACAAUUAAAACUGUCGUAAAUAUGGGCGAGCAUUUAUUGAAUCUGCUUCAUGCAAGAAGAAUUCAAUAUAAAUUCUAUCCAUGUUACGAUAGUUUUAUAAAUAAUGUUGCGCUUGAUGUUAUGGAGAAUGGAUGUAAAAAUUUAUCUCAAAAAUUGUAUGAUAUUAUUAAGAAUCGGUAUGAACAAAAUGCAACCUUGUAUGAGAUAGUUUUGAAACUGCCUGUGAAUGUAAAAACUGCUGUCGAAAAUAGAAUACAAUAUUAUAGGGAAAAUAAUGAUUAUAACUGUCUGUGAUAAUAAAUAAUUAAAUAAAAUGUA
Tribolium castaneum (red flour beetle) is the source of this 2126-nucleotide messenger RNA. RefSeq lists its product as uncharacterized. The record is from RefSeq and is a predicted model, not a curated record. The coding region runs from base 1050 to 2102 and encodes 350 amino acids. Lineage: Eukaryota; Metazoa; Arthropoda; Insecta; Coleoptera; Tenebrionidae. The transcript has 2 exons.